AGUCCUCUUCCUCCGCCGUCCAGGUUUAAACUCAACCGUGCUGAGGGGUCGCAAUUAGCCCCUCCUGGCCGCGAUCCGAAUACAAUUGCCGGCAAUUCCACCCAGCCGUUCCUGGAAUUUGCAACAACCGCCGCGUUCCCCGCCCAGUUGAUUGCCCCCGAUUGCAGUCAACAUCGCCGACCAUGGCUGCGGAGCAUACCGUCACCCAGGCCCUGCUGGAAUGGGUCAACAGUUUCGCCUUGGGUAAGACUAUCCGGACGACCGAGGAGUUAUCGGAUGGCACCAUCAUUUGGGAGAUCCUGCAGGACAUCGAUCCGCAGUAUUUCCUCGACGAGAUCCCCCAGCGCGCCCCGUCCGACCACUGGCUAUCCAAAUGGCAGAACCUGAAACAUAUCCACAAGUUGCUCGUCAACUACAUCCGCCAACAACCCGAUGGCAUGCCCACGGGUCUUGACCCCAAUCCCAACCUCGAAUUGGUCGCCGAAAAGAACUCCGUCAAGGAGGCCAACAAACUCCUGAAGCUCCUUCUGAUCGCCGCCAUCCGCUCCCCCAACGCGCAGACCUACGUCGAGACCCUUCAGAGCCUAAGUACCCCGACGCAAGAGACCCUGAAAAACAUCUUUGAAGAAGCUCAGAAUGGUCAGCAUGAGGCUAUCGAUGGCGAGGACGAUGUCAAGGAGGAGCGGGAUCUGCCAGUCGACCCGGAACUGCAGUUUGAAGAGCGGGUAGGAAAGGUGUUGGCGGAGAAUAACCGGAUGGCGCGUGAGAAAAAGGACAUGCAGAAACAGAUCGAUGAUAUGCAUGAUCGCCUGGCGCGCCUCCAGGAGAACAACGAUACCUUGCAAAGCCGGCUUGCAUCGACCGAAGACCGACUAGUCAACUUGAGGUCUGGGAAGGGUGAUCUUGGACUCAGCGCAAAGGCUCUUGAGUCUAAAUCCCGCCAACAGGAAGACAUUAUCGCAACUCAGGAAGCAAGGCUGGCUACAGCGCAGGAUGAGAUCGACAGUUUACGCAUGACGGUGGAGUCGUUACGCGUCAAGAACCAACGAUUCCAGAAGCUUCAGGAUGACUAUGAUGAGCUGAAGACUGAGCGAGAUCAACUCGCCCGUAAGGCGAAUGCGGCCGAAAAGUACCGCCAGAAGCUGCAGGCUAGCCAGGACUUCGAGAAGGAGAACCAGUCGCUCAGGAACCAGAUCAAAGACUUCCAGCAACAGCUGAAGGAGGCGGAUUCGCAGCAGAAAUGGAACUCCGAGCGUGAGGUGGAGCUUGAAGAAUACCGCAGAGUUUUACCUCGCAUUGAGCAGGAGUGCAGUGAAAUCCAAAACCUGAAGAAGCAGCUCGAGUUCAACAACCAUGCUCUCACAGAGCGACUCAGUAACGCCGAUGAGCAGCGCGAACGUGAUGAUGCUUUGAUAAGCGAGCUCCGUGAGCGAAUCCGUGAACUGGAAGGUUCUCCUGGAAGCCCAUCCCUGACGCCGGGUACUGAAACUCCCAAGCUCGAGGGCACUCUGCAGAAAGACUUUGAGGCGAUCGGUGUGAAGGAAUCACAGCUGAAAUCUGAGAAUGAAGAGCUGAAGAAGGAAGUGGAAUCUCUGAAAGGGCCAUCCGUGGGCUUGGACUUUUCCGAAGCCUUCAAUGAAACGCUGCAACAGGCCCGCGCAAAUUCUUCGCAGAGUGAUGAUUACUGGAAGUUGUACGACCAGUAUACAUCUGCCCUCAAGAGAUUGGCCGAGGCCCAAGAAGCUCUCGAUGUAUCCAAGAGAUCGCUGAACGAUGCGCUGGCGGAAAUUGAACUCUCCAACAAAGAGAACAUGGAUCUGAUUGCCGAGAUCAAAGCGAGCAGCGCAUCGGAUUUGACUAAGGCUCGUGAAGGAGAAGAUGAUGCUAUGCGCAGACUGUACAAUUUGCAGGCCGAGCUUGAUUCAACCCAGGCUCUGGUCCAGGUCACAUGUGCCGAACGUGACGAUCUGCGAAACUUGCUCGAGAAGAAGCAAGCGGAGUUCCGUGCGGAAGAUCAUGAAGCCGCAGAGGAAAUGAAGAAGCUGCUGGCCGAACUCACUGCACAGGAAAAUGGCGAUGAUCCCGAAGCUGCUCAAAAGUCGGCUGUAGAGCUCAUUAGACAAGUCGCCGCGCAGAUUGAAAAGAACCUGGAGAGGCUGGCGAAACGUGCAGAGGUUAGUUACAAGAAACCCCAUCGGCUCUCAACUUGUGUUAUCCCGAACCAAGCAAGGGCUAUUCGCCUUGGUAGCCUCAGUGGCGACAGGAAACGUCUCGAUCUUCUAGCGGAUCGGCCAUUUGGCGAUUCGACCCAGAUAUUAGCAGCGAAGGCACCCGGUCUAUCGCGCCUGGGUCGAUUAAUCGCCAAGCGGUUCAGGCGCUGAGGCUCGGCUGCCACCUUGACCCAUUGAUACAUCCUAUCCCAUUUGCACUUUACGGCCAACAAAAGACUAAUACGAAUCAUCUUGCAGUACAUCCAUCAACAGAACGAACACAUCAAGUUCCUCCAAGAGCGGAUAAAGCAACUUGAAGAGGAUACGGAUGAUGGAAUCAGCAAAGAGCGGGAGGUAAGUUGUCAUUUGACACGGACUAGUUAUUGCAAGCCACUAAUAUUCAAAUUCUCCAAAAAGC
This is a messenger RNA of Aspergillus eucalypticola CBS 122712, 2628 nucleotides long. RefSeq names its product putative microtubule binding protein HOOK3. Gene Ontology annotation, biological process: cytoplasmic microtubule organization; cytoskeleton-dependent intracellular transport. Lineage: Eukaryota; Fungi; Ascomycota; Eurotiomycetes; Eurotiales; Aspergillaceae. The record is from RefSeq and is a predicted model, not a curated record. The transcript has 5 exons. Gene Ontology annotation, molecular function: microtubule binding; dynein light intermediate chain binding. The coding region runs from base 183 to 2381 and encodes 732 amino acids. Gene Ontology annotation, cellular component: centrosome; cytoplasm.